CUUGCGCAGGCUGGAUCAGGCAGGGCUAGAGCUGGGGUACUGCCAUGGCCCGGCGGGUUCCUCCCUGUGGGGGGGGGGGGUCUUGGCCGCUCUUACCUGGGGUGGAGCGGGAUUUGCAGUCUGGAGUUGUGCUUUGGCCUCAUUCCUCCCUCCUGCGACAGCCCACGGUGGUGGUGGAGCGGUGGUGGCAGGUGCCACUGAGCAAAGAGGGGUGUAAGCCCCGCUUGCACCCCAGGAGGCACCGCAUCUACAGGCUGGUGGAAGACACCAAGCACCUGCCCAAGAAGGACUUGGAGCUGAUCCUCACUCAGUCAGUGGAGAAUUUGGGAAGCCGAGGAGACGUGGUCUUCGUUAAGAAGUCUGUGGGUCGCAACAAACUCCUCCCUCAAGGGCUUGCCGUUUAUGCGUCACCAGAGAACAGGAAAAUGUUUGAGGAGGAAAAAAAGUUGCGCCAAGAAGGGAAGUUGGAGGCAAUCCAAACCCAGAGUGGUGAAAAGACUGUCAAGUUCCUCAAGAGCUGCCGCCUGGAGGUGGGCAUGAAGAACAAUGUGAAAUGGGAGCUGAAUAAUGAAAUUGUGGCCCGCCACUUCCUCAAAAACCUGCGGGUCUUUGUGCCUCCCCACGUGCUAAAGCUGCCGGAUGAGCCCAUCACAAGGUGGGGCGAAUACUGGUGCGACGUGACGGUGAACGGGCUGGAGACUGUCCGCGUUCCCAUGUCUGUGGUGCAGUUCAUGCGGCCCAAGACGAAACGUUACAGGCACUGGCUGGCCCUCCAGGAAGCCCAGCUGGCAGCCAGGAAGAAAGAGUUCCUCUGAGUGCCCAGGGACACUGUUCUGCACGUGGGGGCCUCGGCACAGCCCCAUCCAGCUUGCUAAAGAGCCCGGCACCUUCGUUGGCAUGGCGCUCUUCAUUUCCCCACCAGCAGUUGGAUCUCCAGUGUGCUCAGCACCUCCUUUCAUACUGGUAGGCACCGGAGGAAGGGUCUAUUCCCCCAUAUUGGACUGGGACUCCCUGCCCUUCUCUCUGAGGAGCUGUCUGGGCCAACGGAUAGUCCUAAACCACCUGUUUCUGUGUGCACUGGGGGCUGUGGACACCUCAUUGUGGCUAAUAAACGGCUCAGUGUGGUUCGGA
Messenger RNA from Struthio camelus australis, 1131 nucleotides. NCBI's taxonomy places the organism in Eukaryota, Metazoa, Chordata, Aves, Struthioniformes, Struthionidae. The record is from RefSeq and is a predicted model, not a curated record.